Molecule: messenger RNA, 339 nt
Organism: Blepharisma stoltei
Lineage: Eukaryota; Ciliophora; Heterotrichea; Heterotrichida; Blepharismidae
Source: the annotation of a GenBank genome assembly
AUGAGUCUCUUUUGUGAAUCCCAAGAAGAAAGAGAGCAACAUUUACUCAUUUGGAUGGCAGAUAUAAAACAAGAACUUAUAGAUCAUGCAAUCGAAAAAUCAACUUUUUAUGGGUUUGAUUUUGAUAACGAAAUUCCUCGCACUAAUAAGGACCAAAGAUAUCAGUGGGAGGGGUUUUAUUCUAAUUCCUCGUCGAAGCUACGGGAAUCGAUACUUUCAGAGCCUGAAUCAACAAGAUCUACAAUAGCUACACUGCAGAAUAGCAUUUUUGAAAUUCAGGAUAUCGCUGAUUUAGACUUUCGCAUCUCUAUAGACGCUGAUCUUAUGAAAGAUACUUAA